Molecule: messenger RNA, 702 nt
Organism: Spodoptera exigua (beet armyworm)
Lineage: Eukaryota; Metazoa; Arthropoda; Insecta; Lepidoptera; Noctuidae
Source: the annotation of a GenBank genome assembly
AUGAGUAUCGAUAUUGGAGGUAUGAGAAUUAAAUAUAAGGAUAAAAAUGAAACCUUUUUGGAGAAACAUUUGGUGUCUAAGGAACCUUUUGGGCAAUUCAAGGCAUGGUUUGAAGAAGCUUGUUCUAGGAAGGAGAUUCUAGAACCCAAUGCAAUGUGCUUAGCAACUGUGUCUAAAGAAGGUUUUCCAUCUGCAAGAUUUGUGUUAUGUAAGGGAUAUGGAAAGGAUGGCUACAAAUUCUUCAGCAACUAUGGAAGCAGAAAAGCUAAAGAAAUGGAUGAGAACCCUAAUGUGGCAGCAACAUUCUAUUGGGAAGUCUUAAACAGGUCUAUCAGAAUUGAAGGCACUGUGGAGAAACUGGAUGAAGUAGAAUCAACAAAAUAUUUCCACUCACGUCCUGUGCCCAGUCAAAUAGCUGCUUGUGCAAGUUUUCAGAGUACUCCCAUUGAAUCAAGGGAUGUCUUGUGUGAGAGAGAAUCUGUUUUAGAAGCAGAAUAUAUGAUUCCAGAAAAAGAGAUCCCAAAACCAAGCUUUUGGGGAGGAUACAUAAUCCGUCCAAGAGCUGUUGAGUUUUGGCAAGGCCAAAGAGACCGGCUUCAUGAUAGAAUUAAAUUUAGGAAGCCCAAAGAGGGAGAGGUUCCAGAUGGAAAGCUCUUACAUGAAGGAGAAGAUGGCUGGGUCUAUGAAAGAUUAUCUCCUUAG